Hippocampus comes (tiger tail seahorse) is the source of this 876-nucleotide messenger RNA. Its product is annotated as fructose-1,6-bisphosphatase 1-like. Gene Ontology annotation, biological process: fructose 6-phosphate metabolic process; sucrose biosynthetic process; fructose metabolic process. Gene Ontology annotation, molecular function: fructose 1,6-bisphosphate 1-phosphatase activity. The record is from RefSeq and is a predicted model, not a curated record. Gene Ontology annotation, cellular component: cytoplasm; cytosol. NCBI's taxonomy places the organism in Eukaryota, Metazoa, Chordata, Actinopteri, Syngnathiformes, Syngnathidae. The transcript has 6 exons. The coding region runs from base 88 to 795 and encodes 235 amino acids.
UCUCUGUAGUCUCCCAGCUCGAUCGCCCACCUUUAACUGCGGCUGCACUUCCCUCGGGGCACGAAGUCCUCGCACCUGACAGCAAAAAUGUCCGAGAAGGGAGCCUUCGACACCAAUGUGCUGACCCUCACCAGGUUUGUGCUGGAGGAGGGCAGGAAGGCCCACGGAACCGGUGAGCUCACCAACCUGCUCAACUCCAUCUGCACGGCCGUCAAAGCCAUCUCCACCGCUGUCAGGAAGGCCGGCAUCGCCAACCUGUACGGCAUCGCCGGCAGCACCAAUGUGACGGGGGACCAGGUGAAAAAACUGGACGUCCUGUCCAACGACAUGGUCAUCAACAUGAUCAAGUCAUCUUUCACCUCCUGCGUGCUGGUGUCCGAAGAAAAUGAGCGGGCCAUCGUCGUGGAAGCGGACAAGAGAGGCAAAUACAUCGUCUGCUUUGACCCGCUGGACGGUUCCUCAAAUAUCGACUGUCUUGUCUCCAUCGGGACCAUUUUUGCCAUCUACAAGAAGAGCACAGACGAUGCGCCCAUCGAGGAGGACGCCCUGCAACCGGGGAGGAACCUCGUAGCCGCCGGUUACGCUCUGUAUGGCAGCGCCACCAUGUUGGUCCUGUCCACCGGACAAGGCGUCAACUGCUUCAUGCUUGACCCGGCGGGCGGCAUGGCCACCACGGGGGCCGGCAACGUUCUGGACAUCCAGCCCACCAACAUCCACCAGAGGGUCCCCGUGGUGCUGGGCUCGCCCGACGACGUGCAGGAGUACAUUGCCAUCUAUAAGAAGCAUCACAAAUGAGGUCAUUCCCUCGACUGCACUGAAACCACAAAGCGACAAUCCACCGGGGACACACAGAUUCUGUUUGCAUCUCAUGUAUCG